Xyrichtys novacula (pearly razorfish) is the source of this 5514-nucleotide messenger RNA. NCBI's taxonomy places the organism in Eukaryota, Metazoa, Chordata, Actinopteri, Labriformes, Labridae. The record is from the annotation of a GenBank genome assembly.
GACCGAGAAACCCACUGCAGACUUCUUGGGCGGCAGUUUUUGUCCACUCAGCACCUUGACUUCCCAUUCCAGCUCCAUAGAGAGUUCGCCUAUAGCCUACUCUCCGUGUACCCUGCGCUCACACUGUUCUCUCAGCUCUGCUCUGGUGCCAUCAUGGACUCCUACUCGACUUCCACGGAACAAGACGUUUCAGCGCGUAUCUAAUGUGGUCCAGCUGGAGGGGCGAACAGAAGUGAACAAGCUGGAGAGGGAAAACAACUUCAGCCUGAAAACUUUUACUGUCGAAAUACAACUUUUGGGGGAGAGAACAACGCGAGACGAGGACCUCUGACGGAUCUCUAUUGGGGGUGAGUACGAUUAUAAGAGGUUAAUUUAUCACAGAGAGUGGAAAAUAUCGGCGUGUUGUUGUGUUUUUAAUCACGUGUUGGACCAAAUGGUCGAGGACCACCGAGCACAUGUGGUUAAAAGAUUCAUUCACCUCAAACUGAUCAGCUUUGGCUGGAAGAAGUAACAAGUGCAUUGACUUUAGUAGAGACAUGUGAACGAGCUUGUACUUUGUUGAACUCACUUUGGGGCUCUCUGCUCUUGUGUCGCACUCCAAAACUCACGUUUCACUCGAUUGUUCUGUAAGAACCAAUCAUUUACGUUUUAUUGAUUAUCGCGUAAUAAUAACGCAGUUAUAGAUCUGUAGCUAUACCAGCACAACAACACGUGAAUUGAAACACUCAUUACACUAGUCUAAACAUUUGUGUCUUAUUGAAAUCCAUGAAAGUAGGGACUCUUGAGUAAAUGCUUUCACUUUAUAAUACUUUAUAGGUAUUUUUGAUCAAACAAAAACAGUUUAAACAGCUAGACUUCACUGGAUUUAGUUUGUUAAAAAAUUAAAUUAUAGGUCUGUUUAAAAAGAUAAAUAAAGUUAUAAUAAAAAUAAUAAUAGUAAUAAUAAUAAUAAUACAAUUUUAUUUCAUUUCUUUGAACAUUUCUUUGAAUCAUUAGACUAUUGAAUUUCCCAAAAGAAAAAAAAUGGUCAAAUACCAGCACCAACAAACAUUUCAGAGAUCCCUAGUUAACAUCCUCCAAGAUCUAACCACAAGUUGAAGUUCAAAGAGAGCAUAAAAAAUUUUUUAAAACAGAUUUUAUGCCUAAACUUAGGAACUACCUUUGGAGCUUUCUUUUUGUCUUUGUUUAAGUUAAAGGGACAUUCCUGCGUAAAAUUAAGUUAGGGUCAAACACACCUAACACCGAGUUAGACACCUCGUCCAGGGAUGAAUAAUGCCGACCUCUUGCUUCUCUAGUUACCAACUUUAGUAACGAUUGCAAAUAGCAAUACGGAGAGCCACAUGCUCAACCAAAAAGCCACUCUAUAACCACAAAUAAUGCUCAGAACAGCACCUAACUUCAUCAACAGUACAUGUAGGGUCCUAGCCAUAGUACUAACCAACAAACAUCUUUUUAGCUUUGCCUGAUUUGUUGUUUUACACAACUCACCCACUCUCCUCCAGCAGCCGCUUGUCUGUACGGAGACAUCAGGGCAAGUCCAUCGACUGCAGCUGGGUAAUGCAGCUCAAGGAGGAACAUUUAUGAUCAUUAUUUUAUUAUUUCCUUUAAGUAAUAAUCACCAUAUUAAUCAUUUUACACUGCAGACGCGGUAGUUCUUCUGCUUCAGCAUCUUGCUCUGAUUGCAUUUCUAUGAAGAAAUUAUCAUAAAUGUUCUUCCUUGAGCUGUGUCACCCCACAGCAGUCGAUGAACUCGCCUGGAGGUCUCCGUACAAACAGGUGGCUGUUGGAAGAGAGUGGGUGAGUUGUGUGAAACAACAAAUCAGGCAUAGCUAAAAAGAUGUUUGGUGGCUAGUACUAUGGCUAGGACCCUAUAUGUACUGUUGAUGAAGUUAGGUGCUGUUCUAAGCAUUAUUUGUGGCUAUAGAGUGGCGUUUUGGUUGAGCGCAUGGCUCGGUGUAUUGCUAUCUGUUGUCGUCACUAAAGUUGGUAUAACUAGAGAAGAAAGUGGUCGGCAACAUUCAUCUCUCGACAGGGUGUCUAACUUGGUGUUAUGGUGUGUUUGACUCUAACUUAAUUUUACGCAGGAAUGUCCCUUUAAUCUAUAUGUGUAUUUUCUUUGCAAGUGAAUCAGAAAUAUUCUCUUUUUUCUGUAGUUUUGAUCAUCUGUUGGCUUGAGAGUCCUACACUGAGUGUCACAAUGGAAAAAGUCUUUAGCAGCCCUGGGACACCCAACCGGUCAACAGAGUUCACCGCCAUCUUCAACUCCAGCUGUCGCUUUGAUGAGGAGUUCAAAUACAUCCUCCUGCCUGUGUCUUACAGUCUGGUGUUUAUAGUUGGCUUUGUGCUCAACGCUGCAGCCCUGUGGCUCUUCCUGAAGAUGCGCCCCUGGAACCCAAGUACGGUGUUCAUGUUUCACCUUGCUCUGUCAGACUUUCUUUACGUCCUUUCCCUUCCAACCCUCAUCUACUACUAUGCCAACCGCAGCCACUGGCCAUUUGGAGUGGCAGCCUGCAAAGCAGUACGUUUCCUCUUCUAUGCAAACCUCUACUGCAGCAUCCUUCUUCUCACUUGCAUCAGCGUGCACCGGUACCUGGGCAUCUGCCACCCAAUAAAGACGCUGAGUCUGGUCAAGUCUCGCCAUGCUCACCUGGUGUGUGGCGUGGUGUGGGUUGUGGUGACUAUCUGCCUGAUCCCAAAUCUCAUCUUCGUCACCACAUCGAGGAGGGACAAUGAUACAAUCUGCCAUGACACCACAAGUCAGGGGGCGUUUGAGGAGUAUGUGGACUACAGCUCUGUUGUCAUGGUGCUUCUAUUUGGCAUCCCUUUCAUGGUCAUCAUGGUGUGUUACUGUUUAAUGGCGCGGGCUCUGUGCCGGCCCAAACAUGGAUUAUCUACAAGCCAGCGUGCCGCCGCCUCACGUCAAAAAUCCAUCAAGCUCAUAAUUGUUGUACUGGUGGUGUUUGCGGUAAGCUUCGUCCCUUUUCACAUCACUCGGACCCUCUACUACACCUCCCGCGUGUUACAUAUGGAUUGCCAUUUCCUCAAUAUCGUCAACUUCACGUACAAGAUCACCAGACCAUUGGCGAGCAUCAACAGCUGCAUUGAUCCAAUCCUGUAUUUCUUGGCCGGGGAUCACUACAGAUCUAAAAUGAUGUCUGUUUUAACUGGAAAAAGACAGAAUACAAGCAGCCUGACAGCUGAGCAGCCGAACAACAACCAAAACAUCGCUCUGACCUAUAAAAACUCAGCUGCUAAAGAGAGCGGAGAGAUCCAGAGAUAGCUGGAAGACUAAAUUAUUCAACAUGCAUUGAUCAUUUCUGUUCCAGGCUAAGCUAACCUUCUCAUGUUGGAUGAAAAACCACUGUUUUAAUUUUCCUUUUUUUUGCACUCAGAGAUUUCAAAGACUAUCGGUGUACUGUAUACUUACUCACUGUAUGGGUGUACUCCAUUAAAUCUUCAUCAUAUCUUUGUUUAACAAGCUUGUGUUUUGGUAACCUCACUUUUGUGGUCGUUGUGUUUGAAAGACAAAUUUUUCAGCUGGUUUUAACAAAAAAAAAUUGCACUGCAUUGUUCCUCUUUAAUGCAGUAGAUUGUGGUUGAAAGUUUAUUGCUUCAUUUUGACAUAACCAGAGCAGCGACUGGGACACAGGUGGUGCUGGCUGGCCUUCAGUUUAUUUUGAAAAUUUAGUCUGUGAAUUAAAGUUGAAGGUAAAAAGCACCGAUCUAACCAUCAAAAGAUACCAAAGCGGACUGACUGUUAGAUGAGGCCGUCCUUCCUGUUUAAUCCACAAUGCCUGAGUGUCCCCUCAGAAACUGCUGCUCCUGACUCCAGCUGUUUAUAUCCUUCAGUUUCACAGCUGCCUCUUGCUCAACGAUGAAGCCAAAAAGACUCGGAUCCGAACUAGAGAUAUCAUUUCAAACCACCCACGCUUCACUGGAAGAAGAAAAGAAUUUUAUUUCCAUUUACCUUUGGGACAGUUUCCUGGAAGUUAGAGGUCUAUUUUUCUUACUUUUGUAUCAGUAAUCUAGGCAGAAAUCUGUGAUAGUAUUGCAGGAUGUGAAAGCAGUGUUGGAGAGUUGUAUGUAAAUACUGUUGUGUAUUGGUUGCUCCACCUUUGUUUAUAAUGUCGGUGUAGGAAGCUUUGAUGGAGCAGAUGUAUUAUACAGCUCUGUUAUAUGUUUAUCUCAUGAGCCCAAACAAGAGCACUGUCUAGGAAGAAGUUUGCGUAAUUACAGUCUGAUACGAAUCACACACUGUGAUUGAGACGUACUGCCGCUUUCUGAGUUGGAGUUUAUGAACCACUUAUGCAACAAAUAAGCUGGAAGUAUGAGUUGAAACUGAAACUAAGUCAACCUGGUGUGACCUAAAUUAAGUCGAUACAGAUCAGCUAAUGUUUGGGAAGUGAAAGGAGGUCGACUCACGCUAUACAGCACUAACAUGGAUUUACAAUUCAGACUAGUGACUAUUAGGAUUUGAGUAUUUGGUCAAAACUUAGAGGGCUCCUCUUAAAAAGGAUGCCACUUAAUUUACAAAGUUAUUAACGUGACUAAAAUGAUAAAUUCCAGCAAACAAGAUUUGGGUCUUCAAUCCUGGUGUUUCCAAAGUUGCAUUGAAAUCCUAGAUCAUGCAUAAUGUCCCCUCUUUUCUGAUGUGCUUUUUUCACUAAAAACACAAACUUUUAUAGCAAUAUCCUCAAUGUUGUCUAAUAUUAUUCAAUCAAGGCUUGCCGUAUUGAGUCUUUUGCCAGUUUGAAUGGCGCUGUGAUGGGGUUAAGCAAAAUCUUUCAGGUUACAACAGGGAAAUUUACAACUUAUUCACAUUCAUACAAGCUGUAUAGGAUACUUUUACUCACUUUUUAAAAAUUCUGCAGGCAUAGAAUUGCAGCAAAUUAUAGACUUGAAUUUAAAAGUAUGUAUUAAAAUAUAGAUAUUUACAGCUUUUACCAUGAGAGGUUAUGUGUAACUCAUGAUUUCAUGUAAUAUGCAUUUUCUGUAAGUAUAAAAAUGAUCAUCCUGGUAUAAUAAGUAACAUUUUUAAGUGUUCUUGUGCGACUGAUGGAAAUCACAGCAUUCUUAACCCUGAAGAAAAGUUUGCAUGGAUGUUAAAUCUUACUUUGCAAACUCCAGGAAAAGCUCUUGACCUUGAUGGCCUGGCCUGUGCGUCUGUUUUAGGGAAAUCUUUACAACAUUUUGUUUUUCUAUGUGUAAGGUGCAUUAUGAAGUCAACUUGAGGGCUCUACUGUGUAUGAUACUCUGCAAAUGUCAUACAUAAAAUGCAGACAACUCUCUUUGUCUUGACUCUUUAUUUCAGAUUUCUACCACUAUCUUGAUGCUGCUAGCAGGGCUCCUUGUGUGAAGGGUUUUUGAGACUUCCAGCCUCAAACCUCACCCAAACUCAAAGCCUGAGAGCAGAGUCACUUACCACUGUGCCCAAAUAACUAAAGGUGGGAAACCUGAAAUAAUUUACCAAACUGUAUUUUUUCAAUAAACUGGUGUUGAAAAAAGAGAACAAAA